AUGGAGCACACGUACGGGGAGGUGAACCAGCUGGGCGGCGUCUUCGUCAACGGGCGGCCGCUGCCCAACGCCAUCCGGCUGCGGAUCGUGGAGCUGGCGCAGCUCGGCAUCCGGCCCUGCGACAUCAGCCGCCAGCUCCGCGUCUCCCACGGCUGCGUCAGCAAGAUCCUGGCCCGGUACAACGAGACGGGCUCCAUCCUGCCCGGGGCCAUCGGCGGCAGCAAGCCGCGGGUCACCACCCCCAACGUGGUCAAGCACAUCCGAGACUACAAACAGGGCGACCCCGGCAUCUUCGCCUGGGAGAUCCGCGACCGGCUGCUGGCGGACGGCGUCUGCGACAAGUACAACGUGCCCUCGGUCAGCUCCAUCAGCAGGAUCCUGCGCAACAAAAUCGGCAGCCUCUCCCAGCCCGGCCCCUACGACGGCGGCAAGCAGCCGCCCCCCCAGCCCGCCCUGCCCUACAACCACAUCUACCAGUACCCCUAUCCCGGCCCCAUGGCCCCGCCGGCCGCCAAGGUGGGGGGCCACCCCGCUGCCCCCGUGGCGGCGGCCCACGUCAGCCUGCCCCGCUCCUGGCCCUCGGCGCAUUCCGUCACCAACAUCCUGGGCAUCCGCACCUUCGUGGAGCAGACGGGGGCUCUGGCUGGCACAGAGGGGUCUGCCUACCCCCCCAAAAUGGAAGACUGGCCCAGCGUGAACAGGGCGGCCUUCCCCCCGGCCCAGGCAGUCAACGGCAUCGACAAGGCUGCCAUGGAAGGAGAUAUCAAAUACCCGCAGCCCGCCCCGGGGCUCUCCUCGGUGGGCACCUUUCUCCCGGCCUGUGCCUACCCCCCCUCCAACCAGCACGGCGUCUACGGCGGCCCUGCCGGCGGCUACAUCCCCCCGGGCCACCCCUGGCCGCCCCAGGGGAGCCCCCUGGCCCACCACGGGCCCGGCGUGGCGAUGCACGGCGGCGACCUGGCCACGGCGAUGGCGUUCAAGCAGCCCGGGAGGGAAGCCGUGGACAGAAAGCCUGCCAGCCCUGUGGGGAAAUCUCCAGACCCUCUAAACGCCAUCCAUGGACUCUCUAUCCCAGCCUCCUCUUCCUAGAGCCGCGGAGCAGCAGUCCAGAGACAGUGACUCUUGGAAUAAGCACCUGCAAACUGUAACCGAAGCCCGAAGUGCCUCCGAACUGUACCCGAAGCGCGGCCGCCUCCGGCAGGUGCCUGCGGGACGAGGAGUCAGUGCGGGCGGUGAGAGGUGACAUCCUCCCACGGCAAAUCCCCGCGCAGGGGAGCGCGGUCGGGACGUUCACGCACGCUGCCCGGAGGGAUGCUUUACCUCCAUCGUGUCGGAAAGGGGCGACAGAAGAGACUCAGCGUUCCUUCUUUAUUUUGUCCUUUUUUUUCCCCUUGCUUUCAGUUUUUCUUUCUCCUUCCCAUGUCCCCGAAGACCGUUGGAUGCAGGGCAGCAAAUGCCUCUCGUCCCCAGCCAUUGCUCGGAGCGUCCCCAGCUCUGUCCCAGCCCAAGGGAGCACGUUUUCCCCCAGGGAGCAGUUUCUGGCUUCCCCACGCCGCAGUCAGAGCAGCCGUGUGAUGGAGCCCGCUCCGUCCGAGCCUUCCAGUGCCUCUGCCCCACAGUGGAAACGGACAAAUGUGCCACAACGUUUUAUGAUAUAUUUUUAUAAUAACAAACCUU
Phalacrocorax carbo (great cormorant) is the source of this 1677-nucleotide messenger RNA. The record is from RefSeq and is a predicted model, not a curated record. Lineage: Eukaryota; Metazoa; Chordata; Aves; Suliformes; Phalacrocoracidae.